Molecule: messenger RNA, 339 nt
Organism: Pezoporus occidentalis (night parrot)
Lineage: Eukaryota; Metazoa; Chordata; Aves; Psittaciformes; Psittacidae
Product: protein lin-7 homolog B-like
Exons: 3
Coding region: 31-339 (102 amino acids)
Biological process (GO): neurotransmitter secretion; protein localization to basolateral plasma membrane; maintenance of epithelial cell apical/basal polarity
Cellular component (GO): basolateral plasma membrane; synapse; cell-cell junction
Molecular function (GO): L27 domain binding
Source: RefSeq, a predicted model, not a curated record
GGGGCGGGGCGGUGUCGCGCGCGAGGAGCGAUGGCAGCGCUGAGCGGGGACGCGCUGGGGCUGGAGCGGGACGUGGGGCGGGCGGUGGAGCUGCUGGAGCGGCUGCAGCGCAGUGGGGAGCUGCCCCCCCAGAAGCUUCAGGCGCUGCAGAGGGUCCUGCAGAGCAAGUUCUGCUGCGCCAUCCGCGAGGUCUAUGAGCAGCUCUAUGACACCCUGGACAUCGCUGGAAGCCCUGAGAUCCGAGCCCACGCUACAGCCAAGGUACCCCCAAAACACACCCAGAGCACCCCAAAACUCACCAAGAGACCCCAAAACCAUCCCAGAGCCCCCCCUAACUGA